Spea bombifrons (plains spadefoot toad) is the source of this 787-nucleotide messenger RNA. Its product is annotated as homeobox protein Hox-A1a-like. Bases 323 to 787 code for a protein of 154 amino acids. The transcript has 2 exons. The record is from RefSeq and is a predicted model, not a curated record. Gene Ontology annotation, biological process: regulation of transcription by RNA polymerase II. Lineage: Eukaryota; Metazoa; Chordata; Amphibia; Anura; Pelobatidae. Gene Ontology annotation, molecular function: DNA-binding transcription factor activity, RNA polymerase II-specific; RNA polymerase II cis-regulatory region sequence-specific DNA binding. Gene Ontology annotation, cellular component: nucleus.
GCCAUCUGCCCUGCAUGCUGCACACCAGCGGCUCCACGAGAAGCACAGCUUAGGAGUUGUUAGCUGUGUAGGGGAGACAUAUUUUGGGGCUGAUGGUCAUCUUGAACUUUCAGGGCAUCCCUAUCUUUCCAUUUACACUCAGAGGCCCUCCAGGCCCUCCAUAGACUGCUCCCUCCAUGGAAGUGCCAGCUCUGCCCCCCUCUUCUCACAAAGUACAAGACUUUUCCCAAGUACCGGCGCAGACUCCCCAGGGGGCUGGUCACCGACUACACUUGGGUACGAUCCUUUCUCCUUCCAUCCGUAUCUCACAUGUGGGCUGAACAUGUACCACCCCAGUAAAGAAAAUGGAUCAUACCUGGGGAGAGGAUGUGCACCAGGGGAGCAAAACAUCGGCAGAUCAUUUGAGUGGCUGAAAGUAAGGAGGAAAUCUUAUAAAACAGCCAGGCCAGUAGGACAUGGCUUUAAGAGGGAUCUUGGUGCAUCUCCGAGGACUAAUUUCACAAUCAGACAGCUUACUGAGUUGGAGAAGGAGUUUCACUUAACUCAUUGUUUGACCCCGGCUCGACGUGUUGAGAUUGCUUCAAUACUGCAUUUAAGUGAGGCCCAGGUCAAGAUCUGGUUCCAGAACAGAAGGAUGAAGCAGAAGAAGUGGAACACAAAGUUUAGGGAACACAAAGCGUUAUCUACUGGAGAAGACUCAUCACUUUCAGAUAAGUCUGAAAUGUCCCCAACUUCAUCACCUGUAAGAAUCAGCAACACCAUCAGCUCAGAUUACUUUGAGCUGUGA